AUAAAAAAAAUCCUUUGCAAAAAGGCAACUACAACAGCAGCAUGAAUGUGGCAAACGGAGAUAGAGUGGUGAUAUGGGACUUUUCUAACAAAACAGUGACUACAACAACAACUACUCAUCAUGCUGCUCCGCUGCUGGUUACAGAGAAGGAUCCAAGGGCUAAUGCCAAUGCUCGUCCCCGCCGCCGCAACCACAUUCGUAGCCAAAGGGCUAAUGCUAAUGCGCCUCCCACUGGCAACCACAUUCAUGGUCAAUGGACACCGGAUCAGGACAUGACUCUGGAAGCAUUAGUGAAUGAGAAUAAGCUGAAGAAAUGGUCACAAAUUGCAAAAUUACUUGGUGGCAGGAAUGGGAAGCAGUGUAGAGAGAGAUGGCACAACCAUCUCCAGCCAAAUCUUAAGAAAGGGCCAUGGACUUGGAAAGAAGACAUGAUUCUGAUCAAAGCCCACAAGGAAGCUGGUGGAAACAAAUGGGCUGAGAUUUCAAAGAGAUUGCCAGGUAGGACUGAUAACUCCAUCAAGAAUCGUUGGAAUACAAUUAAGAGGAGUAGGCCCACAAAAAAGUACAAGUUCAUUAAGCCCAAUAACAACAAUAAUUUUGAUGGGUCAAAAAUGCUCAAAGCCUAUAUCGAUGCAGUGGCUGCAGCCCAAGCAGAAGUAGCAACUUUAUCAAAGUCAAAGUCAAAGAAUGAUUCCAACAAGAAUAAGGGCAAGGCCAGGGUUAAAAUUGAUCUCAAUUCUAUUCCCUUGGAGUUUCCAAAUGAUGACGUCAUCAACAUUCAUGGAAGUGAUGUUGGUGGUGAAUAUGGCAACUGGGUUUAGGGUUGUGCGGUGAAUGGUUGUAGGAUAAGAGCUGGUGGAUAAGCUCAUAAGGCUAUUUUACAUUCGAUUUUUUAAAAAUUUGAAAAGUUGGAUUUAUGGAUUGAGUGUUCUAUUUAUGAAUUUGAGUUUGUUUUGUUAAGGUAUUGUCAAACUUUAGUUUUAUUAUUUUUUGGUGUUAUUAAUGUUGUGAUUUGUGAAGAAUGUUUUCAUUUGAAAAUGGAUCGAUUUUCAAAUUUAAACGAGGCUCUUGAAUGAUGCUUUUGUUGCUAGCGGAGUUGGAUUA
Molecule: messenger RNA, 1104 nt
Organism: Arachis duranensis
Lineage: Eukaryota; Viridiplantae; Streptophyta; Magnoliopsida; Fabales; Fabaceae
Product: transcription factor MYB118-like
Exons: 3
Coding region: 42-821 (259 amino acids)
Biological process (GO): regulation of DNA-templated transcription
Cellular component (GO): nucleus
Molecular function (GO): DNA-binding transcription factor activity, RNA polymerase II-specific; RNA polymerase II cis-regulatory region sequence-specific DNA binding
Source: RefSeq, a predicted model, not a curated record